AUGAUUGUUCUCAAAAAGUGUGUCCCAUUCGCCUGUCGUCCGAGUGCUGUGUCCCGAGGGACGCCUCGGAGCGCCAGGCACUUGUCAAAGACCUUGCAAGCACUGCCCCCGUGGCGGCGAGGGUUGUUGACACAGAGCUAUGCUCGUGGACCGCUAGAGCCCCCAUUGCUAGAAACCACCAUUGGGGAGCAUUUCGCUCAAAUCGUGAGCUCAUAUGGCGACCGAACAGCUGUCAUUUGCAGGCAUCAAAAUGACCGAGUAACGUACGCCGGUCUCGAUGCGAAAAGCAACGCCCUGGCACGGGGCCUAGAGUCUGUAGGCGUGCGCACAGGCGACCGUGUGGGAGUGAUGCUGGGAAAUUCCAUGGAGUUCUCCAUUGCAACUUAUGCGUUGUUUAAACUCGGAGCCAUCCUUGUCCCAAUCAAUCCAUCGUUCAAUGCAACUCAGGUGGUCUCUGCAUUAAAUCACCUCGAGGCCACCCAUAUGAUCAUUAGCACCGAAUCUAAUCUGCCGCGAAAAGAGCCCCGAAGCAACAUCCCCAUCUUACAACACCUGGUCCAAGACAUCUACAAACCAAAACUGGAGUCCGCACUCGUCCCAUCCCUGAAGCAUAUCAUCAUGGUCGAUAACUCCUCCGGCCGCGCAAAGGCAGAUGAAGUCGCAUUGCCGCACCGAGAUCUAUCGCCCCAUGACGUCGUGAACAUCCAAUUCACAUCCGGCACCACUGCCAUGCCCAAAGCCGCCUGUCUGACCCACCGUUCGAUUCUCAACAACGGCUCCCAGAUCGGCGACCGCAUGCGCCUUACCCCGGAGGACAUCGUCUGCUGUCCUCCACCGCUGUUUCAUUGCUUCGGGUCCGUGCUAGGCUACAUGGCCACGGCCACGCACGGCUCGGCCGUCGUAUUCCCCACCGAAUCAUUCAAUGCCAGGGCAGCGCUGACGGCCGUCCAAGAGGAGAGAUGCACCGCGCUGUAUGGCGUCCCGACAAUGUUCAUCGAAGAACUGACCCUGAUCGACGACGGCGAGAUACCAAACGAAGGAUUCGGCCACCUGCGAACAGGCAUCGCAGCCGGAAGCAGCGUGCCCGCUGCCCUCAUGCAGAGACUCCACAAGGUCCUAAACCUAACGGAGUUGACCAUCUGCUACGGCAUGACAGAAACCAGCCCCGUCUCCGUCAUGACGACCACCGACGACCCGAUCGACAAGCGCAUCAACACCGUCGGCAGACUCAUGCCGCAUGUCGAAGCGAAAAUCGUGAACCCCGCCGAUCGGAGCCAGAUCGUCCCCGUCGGUGUGCCCGGUGAACUGGCGGUGAGCGGAUACCUCUUGAUGAAAGGGUACUGGGGCGACCCGCAGCGCACCGCAGAGUCGAUGAUCGCGGAUGACCAGGGGAAGGUCUGGAUGCAUUCCGGCGACGAAGCCGUCAUAUCCCCCGACGGGUAUGUGUCGAUUACGGGCCGCAUCAAAGACCUCAUUAUCCGGGGCGGAGAGAACAUCCACCCGCUCGAGAUCGAAAACUGUCUAUUGACGUAUCCUGGCGUGCUGGAUGUGUCGGUUGUCGGUGUGCCCGAUGAGAAAUACGGAGAGGUCGUGGCCGCUUUCAUCAUCCCCAAGGAACAUCAGGACAAGGCUGCGCCUUUGACUGAAGAGAAUGUCCGGGAGUGGGUUAGGGGGCGGUUGAGCAAUCACCUAGUCCCGAAGCAUGUUUUCACUCUGGAACAUUCGACCAUUUUCCCCAAGACCGCCAGCGGAAAGAUCCAGAAGUUCAAACUGAAGGAGGAUGCUAUCAAGAUCCUCCGGGAAAGGAACUCGUUAAGCUAA
Molecule: messenger RNA, 1821 nt
Organism: Aspergillus nomiae NRRL 13137
Lineage: Eukaryota; Fungi; Ascomycota; Eurotiomycetes; Eurotiales; Aspergillaceae
Product: putative AMP-binding enzyme
Exons: 8
Coding region: 1-1821 (606 amino acids)
Biological process (GO): fatty acid metabolic process
Molecular function (GO): medium-chain fatty acid-CoA ligase activity
Source: RefSeq, a predicted model, not a curated record